AUGGCAUAUUCAAGCAGCGAGUCUUUAAUAAUGACUUUAUUGGAACAAAUCAGGACUUUGGAGAGCGAAAGAGACAAGGCGUUACAAUUGGCCAACGAACUUCAGGCGAAGCAGAAAGGUGGCGAAAAUUUCCUUGUAGCAGCUAGUAAUGAGGACAGCUUAAGUGAAAACUCUAGCAAUAACGAGGAUGAUGAUUCUAAACUAGAGAAAUUAAAAGAAGAAAAUGAAGCGUUGAAAGGAACUGUGGAAUCCAUGACACAAACUCUGAUAUUCGAUCUAGAAGAAAUUCGACUUAAUGAAGAACAAAGGAGGUUUAACUUGAAACAGCUUGCUUGUGAACAGAGUGAUGAUCAAGCAGGUGAAUUGGAGGAAAUGGAUUCAGAAAGUUACAGGACCAUGUUGGACAUGUGCAAGAAGUACUAUGGGAAGAUGGUUUCAGAACUACAAGAUGAAAGAAGCUCUCUACAGCAUAAGAUUGAAAAGCAGCAAGCUUUACUCUUAGAAAAAGACAUGAAAAUUGCUCAGCUAGAGAUGAAGCUUCAGCAGAGUUCUAAAAAGUAG
Molecule: messenger RNA, 561 nt
Organism: Porites evermanni
Lineage: Eukaryota; Metazoa; Cnidaria; Anthozoa; Scleractinia; Poritidae
Source: the annotation of a GenBank genome assembly